UCCCCUCCCUCCCCUCCCUCCGCGCCGUUAAAAUGAAACUCUAGUGGCCAGAGCCGGAGCCGGAGCUGGGACUGCAGCCGGGCCGGGGCCGAGAGCGGGCGGCGAGCCCGGGGUGGCGUACGUGUGGGGAGCGGAGCAGCGCGGCCAGCCCCCGCGGGACAGCAAUGUACACGCCGCCGUGGGGCAUGGAGCGCGAGGACGGCGGGGAAGGAGAAGGCGAAGGCGGCGAGGGAGGCGAAGGCGAAGACUGGAGGGACGUGACCAUGCCCUACUCCACUGAGCUCAUCUUCUACAUCGAGAUGGACCCCCCAGCUCUUCCGCCAAAGCCGCCCAAGUCCUUGACUCAAGCCGGUGCCAACGGCCUGAAGGACAGUUCAGGGUUUUCCCUCCCUGACGCAGAGUGGUACUGGGGAGACAUCUCGAGGGAAGAGGUCAAUGACAAACUCCGGGACAUGCCCGAUGGAACCUUCCUGGUGCGAGACGCAUCCACCAAGGUGCAGGGAGACUACACGCUUACUCUGCGGAAGGGAGGCAAUAAUAAAUUGAUUAAGAUUUACCACCGGGAUGGCAAAUACGGCUUCUCAGACCCGCUGACCUUCGGCUCCGUGGUGGAGCUGAUCAAUCACUACCGCCACGAGUCUCUGGCCCAGUACAACCCCAAGCUCGACGUGAAGCUGAUGUACCCCAUCUCCAGGUACCAGCAGGAUCAGCUGGUGAAAGAAGACAACAUCGAUGCCGUUGGCACAAAGCUGCAGGAGUACCACUCUCAGUACCAAGAGAAGAGCAAAGAGUAUGACCGGCUGUAUGAGGAGUACACCAGGACCUCGCAGGAAAUUCAAAUGAAGCGGACGGCGAUCGAAGCUUUUAACGAGACAAUUAAGAUCUUUGAGGAGCAGUGCGCGACCCAGGAGCGCCAGAGCAAAGACUACAUUGAGCGCUUUCGGCGAGAGGGGAACGAAAAGGAGAUUGAGCGGAUAAUGAUGAAUUAUGAGAAGUUGAAAUCGCGUCUGGGUGAAAUUCACGAUAGCAAAAUGCGCCUGGAGCAGGACCUGAAGAAGCAGGCGCUGGAUAACCGGGAGACCGACAAGAAGAUGAACAGCAUCAAACCCGACCUGAUUCAGCUGCGCAAGAUCCGCGACCAGUACCUAGUAUGGCUCAGCCACAAAGGAGUCCGACAGAAACGACUCAACGACUGGCUGGGAAUCAAAAAUGACCACAUCGAUGAGACCUAUUUUAUGAAUGAGGAAGAUGAAAACCUGCCCCACUACGACGAGAAAACGUGGUUUGUCGGGGAUCUCAACCGGCUGCAGGCGGAAGACCUGCUCCACGGGAAGCCCGACGGAGCCUUCUUAAUUCGCGAGAGCAGCAAGAAGGGCUGCUACGCCUGCUCCGUGGUGGCCGACGGGGACGUGAAGCACUGCGUGAUCUACAGCACGGCGCGGGGCUAUGGCUUCGCCGAGCCCUACAACCUGUACGGCAGCCUGAAGGAGCUGGUCCUGCACUACCAGCACACGUCCCUCGUCCAGCACAACGACUCCCUCAACGUCCGGCUGGCCCACCCCGUCUACGCACAGCUGCCCUCCCACUGCAGAUAGACGCGGGCCGGGAGUGCGGCCGGGGCCGCGGCCGAGGGAGCCGGGGGCUUUUCUAGGGUUUUAUCUGCGGGACGACGGAGACGAGGAGGGCGACGAGGGCAUCCUUUCUACUUAGACUGCUUGUUUUGCACAAGAUGUGAUUCUGUGAAUGUGAAGCAGAGGGGCCUGGGGGCCGGCCGGGGGUCGGGGCCACCUCCGGCCGGACGCCGAGGCCGCCUGCGUCUGGGCUCUCGGCUGCGCCGCGCGCGGCUGUUUUUGUUGUCAACACCCAUGUGCGCUCUCCCCGAGGGGGAUAAACUGAGCACGGGGGACCGGAGGCAGACAGACACCGCAGAUGGAG
Antechinus flavipes (yellow-footed antechinus) is the source of this 1935-nucleotide messenger RNA. It is a transcript of the gene PIK3R3, whose product is annotated as phosphoinositide-3-kinase regulatory subunit 3. The record is from RefSeq and is a predicted model, not a curated record. Gene Ontology annotation, cellular component: phosphatidylinositol 3-kinase complex. Bases 165 to 1595 code for a protein of 476 amino acids. Gene Ontology annotation, molecular function: 1-phosphatidylinositol-3-kinase regulator activity. Gene Ontology annotation, biological process: insulin receptor signaling pathway; phosphatidylinositol phosphate biosynthetic process. Lineage: Eukaryota; Metazoa; Chordata; Mammalia; Dasyuromorphia; Dasyuridae. The transcript has 10 exons.